CCAGCCAGCGCAGCUCAUCUUGUUCCGCACAACUUCGUCCAGGGCGAUUUGUUUUCGACAGAUGGCGUCGUCGACCAGUCCCCCGGACAUCACUGCGGAUGGAAAGCGUACAGCUCAGCACGAGGAGACGAUCUGGGAUCAGGACGUACACAAAGCAGCAGGACCGGGCCUUGCGGCGAGCGAUCAGGACGGUAGAGCCCUGGUGGAGUUCGAUCGCAAGGCCGAGUCUCGUCUCCGGCGAAAGAUCGACCUGUACAUCCUCCCGACCGUGGCCUUGAUAUACCUGUUCUGCUUCAUCGAUCGCGCCAACAUCGGUAACGCAAAGCUGGCCGGACUCGAAAAAGACCUCGGUCUGCAUGGCAACGACUACAAUGCGGUGCUGUCCGUCUUCUACAUCUCCUACAUCCUGUUCGAGAUUCCCUCCAACAUGGCUUGCAAGCUGAUCGGACCCGGCUGGUUUCUCCCCGCCAUAACCCUAGCCUUUGGCAUCUGCUCUCUCGGCACGGCAUUCGUUCAGAACAUCCACAGCGCGUCCGGGGUACGGUUCCUCCUCGGCGUCUUCGAGGCGGGGAUGAUGCCCGGAAUCGCCUACUACCUAUCCCGGUGGUAUCGAAGCCGGGAACUAGCCUUCUACCUGUCCAUCUACGUCGUGAUGGCGCCCCUGGCCGGUGCAUUUGGCGGACUGCUCGCCUCGGCGAUCCUCACCCUCGACCACUUCGGCAGUCUGCACACCUGGCGCAUGAUAUUCGCGAUCGAGGGAAUCAUCACGAUCGGACUAGGCCUCCUGGCCUUCGCCACCCUCACCGACCGUCCGCAGACAGCCCGCUGGCUGACCGCAUCAGAAAAAACCCUGGCCAUCGCGCGACUGAAAUGCGAACGGGUAGCCACCACCGAGAUCCUCGACCAGAUGGACGCGGCCAAGACGCUGCGCGGGAUCCUCAGCCCCGUCACCCUGACCACGGCAUUCAUCUUCCUCCUCAACAACAUCACGGUCCAAGGCCUGGCCUUCUUCGCCCCCACCAUCGUGCGCACCAUCUACCCGACCCGCACCGUCGUCGCGCAGCAGCUGCACACCGUGCCGCCCUACGUCGUGGGCGCCUUCUUCACCGUCCUGUUCCCGCUCCUGAGCUGGCGCUUCGACCGGCGCCUCAUCUUCUUCGUCCUCGCCCCGCCCCUCCUGAUGGCCGGAUACAUCCUCUUCCUGGCCAGCACGUCCCCCCACGUGCGCUACGGCGCCACCUUUCUCAUCGCCAGCGGCGCCUUCAGCUUCGGCCCCCUGUGCAACGCCCACGUCUCCAACAACGUCGUCUCCGACACCGCCCGCUCCUCGGCCCUCGCCACAAACGUCACCCUCGGCGCCAUCGGCGGGCUGAUCUCCACCUGGUCGUUUCUGCCUUUCGAUGCCCCAAACUACCGUAUCGGAAAUGGAUUGAAUCUGGCUACCUCGACCGUGACCCUUCUCGUCGCCGCGCUGAUGUGGUGGUGGAUGCGCGGGGAUAAUCGGCGUCGAGAGACGGUGGAUCUGGAUCGUGCGUUGGGCGGGAUGACCCAGAAUCAGAUCCAGGAUCUGGACUGGAGGAAUCCGGCCUUUCAGUGGCGGAUAUAGAAUAGAUAG
Aspergillus heteromorphus CBS 117.55 is the source of this 1615-nucleotide messenger RNA. RefSeq names its product putative MFS transporter. The coding region runs from base 62 to 1606 and encodes 514 amino acids. Gene Ontology annotation, cellular component: membrane. Gene Ontology annotation, biological process: transmembrane transport. Gene Ontology annotation, molecular function: transmembrane transporter activity. The record is from RefSeq and is a predicted model, not a curated record. The transcript has 2 exons. Lineage: Eukaryota; Fungi; Ascomycota; Eurotiomycetes; Eurotiales; Aspergillaceae.